This is a messenger RNA of Racocetra fulgida, 630 nucleotides long. The record is from the annotation of a GenBank genome assembly. NCBI's taxonomy places the organism in Eukaryota, Fungi, Glomeromycota, Glomeromycetes, Diversisporales, Gigasporaceae.
AUGGGUCCAGCAAUGUCAAUCCUUUUAUAUCAUAAUCUUGCAAAACGACAUCAUAUUCGUCUAAUUUCGGUGGAUAGACCUGGCUAUAAUGAUAGUGACGAUAUUUAUUCACGAUCUGGUGUUCCAGACUUAUUUGAAUUUGCUGAUAUGAUCAACGAAUUGACUUUGAUAUUAAAAAUGUGGCAAUUUGGUAUGGCUACUUUUUCACUUGGCGCCGUUUACGGUUUGGCUUAUUCACUUAAUUUCCCUGAGAGAAUUAAAGGUCCGAUAUUUACGAUUAGUCCUUGGGUUGUGAUUAGUACAAUAUCUCCAGGUCGUAGUUAUAUACACAAAAAGAUUUAUCAAAAUGGUUUAUGGAAUUUACAAAAUCGUACUGGUGCACAUAUUGAUGCUAUGGUAGCAUUAGAAAAAGUUGAUUGGGGCUAUAAAUAUGAAGAUACUACACAUCCGAUUCAAGCUUAUGUAGGUGAAGAAGAUGAAAAUGUUCCGUUACAAGCUUGGACAUAUAUGAGUAAUAGAAUGGAUAAUUUAAAAUUAAACGUUGUUAAAGAUGGUGGUCAUUAUUUGUUAUAUAGAAUGGAUUUCAUGGAAGAGUUAUUUACAACAAUUGAGUCCACUGUCAAUUCAUAA